Cladocopium goreaui is the source of this 4838-nucleotide messenger RNA. NCBI's taxonomy places the organism in Eukaryota, Dinophyceae, Suessiales, Symbiodiniaceae. The record is from the annotation of a GenBank genome assembly.
AUGACUUGCAUUAUCGCAACAGAUGUACCAGUUCAGUGUGGCGACACCACUUCCGGCUCAACAGUGGGUCUGCAAAAUUUGAGGGGGUUUCAAUCAGGUGACCAACUUCAUCUAUUUUGUCCCACUGAAACUGGUACAGCCCUAGUUGGCACUUGCGAGUCUGAUUUUGAUACCGAGCUGUAUAUCAAUGGCCCAGAUGUUGAUAUCAGCUGCGACGACGACUGCAAUGGCUAUCCACCGUGUGGCAAUGACGAUUUGAAGGAAAAUGCGCUGUUCGACUUCAAGGCUGGAGCAUGUUAUGAUAUCAUUGUGGGUGGAUAUGGCGAUCAAGAGGGAAACUAUGCUCUAUCAAUCCUUUGCGCGAACAGGAACAGCUCCAAGAUAGAUAUCGCAUGUGGCAGCAACAUCUCUGGCUCGAUUCGAGGUGUCCAAUCACACCGAUUUUGUCCCAAUGAGACAGGCAGGGUCCAGGCAAGCACCUGUGGUUCCAACUUCGACGCAAUGGUCUACACCAUCGAUCCCACAGCACAAAGACUGGAUAACGAGUGCGGUGACGGCUGUAAUGCAGCUUGUAUCGAAUUCGGCUUCAGGCCUGGAAGGGAGAUUGAAAGAGGUGGUUGCGACAAACGGAGUGACAAAAUUGACUUGGCGUUUCUCGGUUUGGUCGCUUGCCAUAUGAAGUUGGACAUGAUGCAGGUAGGAGAGUGCUACAACAUCGAGGUGGGCAAAUUCGGAUCGGAGACGGAGGGUGAUUACGUGUUGUCCAUCAAUUGCAACGUACAAAGUUCCAUAUCCAUAUCCAUUCAGUGCGGCGACAAAGUCUCCGGCUCAACAGUGGGCCUGCCAGAUGUGACAGGUGAUGGAGGGGCGGGCGAUCAAGUGCACAAGUUUUGUCCCAGAGAGGAUGGGACGGCCUUGGUUGACACUUGUGAAUCCGAUUAUGAUACCAAGCUGUAUGUCAAUGGCCCAGGUGUUGAUCUCAACUGUGACGACAGCAGCUGCGGCAUGGCUUGCGGCUUUGGCAGACAGGAAAGUGCGAUGUUUGACUUCAAAGCCGGCGAAUGCUACGACGUCAUUGUCGGUGGAUAUGCCAACAGCGAAGGAAAUUACGUCUCCAGCACUGCCGCAGAACUCAAUACUGACUGCGGGGCGGAUUGUAACGCAGGCUGUAUCGAAUUCAACUUCAGGUCCGGAAGGUGUUAUGAAAUCCUGGUGGGUGAACUCGGAGCAUCAGCGCAGGAUUAUGUGCUGUCCAUGAAUUGCACUUUUCCGAACGCAACAGCUCUUCCAGUUGAAUGUGGCAGCAAAGUCACGGGUGUUACAGUGGGCCUGCCAAGUUUGAGGGACGAUCCAGCAGGUGACAAGGUGCAUCAUUUUUGCCCCAACAGAACGGGUAUAGCCCAGGUCAGCACUUGUGAGUCCAGGUUCGAUACCAAACUCUAUGUCAAUGGAACAGAUGUCGAUCGUGAGUGCGACGAUGACUGUGGCUUGGGGACCUGUCGCCGUGGCCUGGGUUUUGGAAACAAUGAGUUUCUGACAUUUGACUUCAAGGCUGGAGAGUGCUAUGACGUCAUUGUCGGUGGAUUUGCCAACAGCGAGGGAGAGUACGUUCUAUCAAUUGAUUGCGUCGACCAGAAGGUACUUGAAUGUGGCAGAAAUUCCACUGGCUCUACAGUUGGUUUGCCCAGUUUGAGCCCUCAGACUGUAGCAGGUGUUCAGCCAUUCAUAUUCUGUCCAGGUACUUCUGGCAGAGCCUCCGUGUCCACUUGCGGGAGCAACUUCAGUGCUGGCGUUGGAAGCGGCCCGGUGGUGUUCACCAAUGCUACCCAACAGAGUUUCGAUUGCAGCGCUGAAUGCAAUGCAGCCUGUGUUCGGUUCAACUUCAGGUCUGGAGAGUGCUACCGGGUCUCACUAGGUGGAGACGAGACAUCAGAGGGGGACUACGCGCUGUCGCUGAGUUGCAUCAUUCAGAACACAACAGCUAUUCCAAUUAGUUGUGGCAGCACUGUUACUGGCUCAAUCGUUGGCCUGCCAAGUUUGAAGGGAGAUGCAUCAGGCCGACGUCACAUCUUCUGUCCAAACAGCACAGUCACAGCUCAACUCAGUACAUGCGGGUCCAACUUUCGCACUUCGCUUUACAUCAAUGGUAGCGACAUAGAAUAUGCAUGCGUCGGUGGCGCGUGCUAUUCUUUUGCCAGCUGUUCAGCGGCAGAAACUACGCUGAAUUUCAGGUCUGGGGAGUGUUACGACAUCAUUGUUGGUGGGAUCUCUGAGUGGGACGAGGGCGAAUAUUCAUUGUCGGUGACCUGUACAUCUAUCACGGCAUCAAAUAUCACUUGCCCAACAUACCUCUGGGACGGUGAACUAUUGAAUGGGAUCCGUGAUUUUGCCCAUCCUCUCAUUGUUUGGGGCUCGUCUGAUGAAGCAGAACAAUCAUUCACUGGCCCAGAGAGCCCUUUAGUGAACCACAGCCAAGUUAUACUGGCAAAUGCAUUCCGCAUUGGCGUAGAAGUGCGAGACAGAUUAGUUGAUGGCCUCAUCGGACAAAGCAUUCACCUGCUUGUUUUCGAGGAUAUACAAAACAUCCGUGACAUCACAGGGUGGAGUCUUGAACAAGCAUUCUGUCCGCAGUCAGCAGCACUACAGAUGCAGGGCGGUGGAUUUUCAGCAGGGCCCAACAGUCUCCCCAGCAGAUAUAGAUCAUGUGUCCAGAGAGAAGAGCUGCCGGCCAACACAGAUGGACUGUAUGGCAGUGCUUCCGUCGCUGCUUGGACAGCUCCCUAUGAGAAGGGCCGCAUCACAUACUACGCAAGCAGUUUCAGUGAAUCCUCCCUAACAGAUGAAUGGAGACAGCUGAUUGCAAGCUCAAUUGGUUUGGUUUGUGCCGGAGAAGUAGUCGUCAGAACUGGCAACUCCAGCACUACCACCACUACGCCUGUCCCUGUGGUAUGUGGCAGCGUUGUUAGUGGAACCAUCGUCCAGGGAGGCUCUCUGAAUGACGGCUUCAAGAAGCACACGUUUUGCACUCCUGAAGAAACAAAUGGCCUCGGACUGGGGGAAGUUCUCUUCAGCACUUGUGGCUCUUCGAUUGACACAUCGCUCACCGUGACUGGACCAAGUGGUGAGCGCUGGCAGUGCACAAACUGUGGGAGAUGCGGUCAGAAAGCAGAGCUGAAGGUUUCGUCUCUUGGAAGCAGCCGUUGUUAUGAUGUAACGGUUUACAGCAGUGGAACCGACACAGGCAACUAUUCCCUGUGGGUGUCAUGUUGCCAAGAAGAGCUUUGCAGCGGCAACGGCCUCCCAAGACACACUGCAUGGGGGCCACCUAUGGCAAAUGCUACUGGCUUCGAUUUGUGCAGAUGCAGUUGCCGUUGGCCCUUUACCGGCACUGCGUGUGACCAGUGCAAUGAAUAUUCUUUAUCUGUACCAAUCGCAGGUGCUUGUGCGAAUUGCUUUUCAGAAAGCUCCAUUGAUUUUUACCGUGUUGCGUUGGAAAACUCAAUUGUGACAUGGUCCCCAUCACUCUUGCACCCUGAGUGCGAUACGAUCCGUAUCCGAUUCGAAGAGUACUCCUCCACUAUUGCCAUCCGGACCGAAUAUCAGAAUGGCAGCCUUGCUGUUUUCAUGGGCUCAUGUCCUUUCCAAAACUUGUACCGGCUGUCUGGAUGGAUCGUUGCAGGUGCCAGGCAAAUGGGGAGAGUCAUUUGCGUACCAAAGUUCACUUGCGAUUUCGAAAUUUUCGCUGGUGCUAGCUUGGACUUUUCACCCGACAACAGGUCAGUGAACGGUACGAACUUAGUUUCCAUGCAAAUCUUGACGCUGCAUGACGAGCGUGUAGCUUUGGCUGCGCUUGCAAUGCUUGAACUCCUAGCCUCCUUCAACUCAAGCAGAAGUGCCACCCUGCAUGAUAGAUUUCGAAAUAGCUUGAGAUUCAGCUUAAGCUCAGUGUCAGAGGCCCAGCAGUUCCUAAACAAUGUGCUGCAGUCAGAACCAUCCCAAGACUUUUGCGUGAAUCCUGCGGACAUUUCUUUGCCAGCUGUUGAUCCAGAGACUGAGCUUGUGGUGCUGUUGGGACGGCUUUGUGGAUCGCGCCAGGAAAUUCAAAGUUUAAUGCGUCCAGUUCUCCAGCGAGGCCGUUCAAUUCUUCUACUGGGAGAAGCGGGGGAGUUGCCCGAAUUCAUGACAAAGAUCAACAUCAGGGUCUCAGAAGUCGCAGAUCAGACGUGUACCUACUUCACUGCAUGGCUUCAGUAUCGCUCUAAUGCACAAUGUGUUGAAACAAAGCUGUUACACACCAUUAUUGGAAUCGGGUGACUACAAUGUCAGCGUCAUUUUCAAGAAUGGUACCAGAGCUUUUGCCAAACACAGGCUUCAAGUUCAGUUUCCUCUGCAAACCAGUUUCGAACCACAGCGCUACGUGUCGUCUCCCAAUAGAUUGUCUGGAGUCUUUUCAGUCUGGACCAGGGAGGUUCGCUUUAGUGCACCUUUCUUAUAUCUCUCAGACCUUUUCGACCGAACAUGUUGCGACCUUGUAGCAAUCGGAUUCGACCUGACUGUCAUGGGCAGACUGAAGUCAAAAGUGUGUGGCGAACGGGGAUUUUCAACCACUGUUACCCUUCCAGAAAUUGAAGAUGAAAAUGCGUUUCCCCAGCCAGUGCGAUUUUUUGCCUGGCGCUGCUUUGCUGAUGUGUCACAAGCACUCGUGGAUGGAAGCAGUUGUAGUGUUCCCCAGCCUGGCCAGCUACCAGUUGCAAUGAAUGCUUUGAGUGCUGCAGGUUUGCUUCAAGAUGCAAGAGACCAGUUACAGACCUGGAACCUGCAGCGGCGCAUUGAUCAAU